Molecule: messenger RNA, 543 nt
Organism: Phragmites australis (common reed)
Lineage: Eukaryota; Viridiplantae; Streptophyta; Magnoliopsida; Poales; Poaceae
Exons: 2
Coding region: 102-314 (70 amino acids)
Source: RefSeq, a predicted model, not a curated record
GCUAGUGCUGGUUGGCUCAGGAGCGGUGGUCUUCAGUCGAGACUCCUUUCAGUCUGGCCUCUGGCGAGAGCGAACGAUUCGCAGCAGAAAAGCCGGCAGCCAUGGAAGGUGUAGCUGCCCAGAUCGCCGUGCCGAUUCUCGGCAUCGUCGCCGCGGCCGCUGUGACCUUCUACACGGUCAGCUUCAUGGAGCUCCGAGAUAAAUCUUUCGAGGAACUCGACGACAAGUAUUCGGAGUUUGACGAGGAAUCCGGCGGACGGCAGCGGCGGGCGCGCCGGAGGGCAGAGCGCGAGAGGAAGAAGCGAAAUAACUGACCUCAACCAGUCAACCCCAUGGUCUGCCUGUGAGAAAAGAAGAUGUCGUUGCUACUUGAUCAGAGCUACUGGAACAAUCGAAACGAUCUGUCUGUGCUUGUUCCCUGUUGUGUCGGCGACGUGCUUAAAUUACUCUACCCUCCACUGUUCUUCAGUUCGAGCAUGACUUCUAAAAGAAAUUGUCCUUGCAUUUGCAAACAAUUUUAUGGUACGUUUCCACCUUUCUUUA